Messenger RNA from Sipha flava (yellow sugarcane aphid), 2359 nucleotides. Its product is annotated as tigger transposable element-derived protein 4-like. The transcript has 2 exons. The coding region runs from base 258 to 1712 and encodes 484 amino acids. Gene Ontology annotation, cellular component: nucleus. The record is from RefSeq and is a predicted model, not a curated record. Gene Ontology annotation, molecular function: DNA binding. Lineage: Eukaryota; Metazoa; Arthropoda; Insecta; Hemiptera; Aphididae.
CCUCGCUAUUACAAUAUUAUUUUAUGAAAAUUUUUAUAUUUUUCAAUUUAAUAUGUUUAUAUUUAUUAUGUUAGUUGUAGGAUGUGCUAAUAGUCUAAAAUAGGUAAAAAUUUUGUUUAAUACAUUCUUAUAUUUUUGUAAAUAAGGCUGCUCUAUUCAUAGUACAUUAUUAAAAAAAUUUGUAUUAAGACUUCUGUAGGUUUUGUUUAGUAUCAUAUUUUUUUGUAUGAGUAUAUGCAGUUUUUUAUGUGUUCAGUAUGAGUUCUAAAAUAUCACGCAAAGCACUUACUAUAACUGAAAAGUUAUCAAUUUUAGAAAAGUAUGAUGCUAAUACUACAUUUACAAAAAAAAAGCUAGCAAAAUUGUUAAAUAUUCCAGAAUCAACAUUACGAACAAUAAUAUACAAAAGAAAAGAAAUUGAAAGUAAUGCUUUUAAUGGACCAACUAAACGAAAGAAAAUAAAAUUUGGGAAAUAUUUCACACUAGAAAAAAUUCUAGUAGAGUGGAUUCAUGAAGCUAAUGUUUAUUCUGUACCUAUUAAUGGUCCCAUUAUCCAAGAAAAAGCCUUGGAAAUUUCCAAAUUAUUGAAUAUUAAAGAUUUCAAUGCAACUAAUGGAUGGUUAGAUCGAUUUAAGAAUCGACACCAUAUUGUUUAUUCCCGAAUCAACGGUAAAUUCAAAUCUGAUGUUGAUAAUAAACUUUGGUUUUUAAACCUCAUGUCUAAGUAUACCAAUAAAUAUGCUUCAAAAGACAUUUUUAAUGCUUGUGAGUUUGGAUUGUUUUUUAAAGUAAUGCCUGAUAAAUCAAUUAUGUAUAAAAAUAACAAAUGUUCCAAUGGUGAACUAAGUGAAGAACGUCUUACUGUGCUUAUCUGUGCUAAUUCUGAUGGGACAGAAAAAUUGAAGCCACUUGUAAUUGGAAAGUCGUUGCAACCUAAAUGUUUCACAAAUAUCAAAACUUUUCCAUGCGAGUAUAUUGCACAAAAGCAAGUAUGGAUGACUAGUGAACAUUUUAGUUCUUGGGUCAAAGAGUUAGAUUUAAAAAUGGGAGAAAAAAAUCGUGAAAUUUUAUUAUUUCUGGAUAGUUGUCCUGUUCAUUCCAAAAAUAUUUCAUUAAAAAACAUGAAAUUAGUGUUUUUUCCAGAGAAUGUCUCAAGCAAACUUCAACCUAUGAAUCAAGGUAUAAUUAAAGUCUUGAAACGAUAUUAUCGAAAGCAUUUAUUUCUACGAUAUUUAAAUGUUAUUCAAAACUCAAACAUUAAACCACUCAACAUAUUGGAUGCAUUAUAUUAUAUAACUGCUGCGUGGAAUAGCAUACAGCCCCAGAUAAUUGCUAAUAGUUUUAAGAAAGCUGGAAUUAGCAUGUCUUGUGGUGAACUUGUUGAUAAUGCUAAAUCAAAUGACUUAGAAGAUGAAUCGUUUAAAAACACUCAAAUUAAUUUUGAAGAAUAUGUUGAAGUGGAUGAAAAUCUAAUUACCUAUGAGCCAAAUUUACAAAAUUCUAAAAAAGAAGUUAAUUAUGUUCAUAAUGAAAAUAAUGGUGAAGAAGAUGAUGAUUCAACAAUUGAGGUUUUACCUACAUUAUCCUGUACAAUGAAUGCUAUCAAUGUAGUAAGGCGUUUUAUUUCUACAUUAGAAAAAAGUGAAGCAGCUAUGUAUAAUAUUAACUGCGUUGAGAAUGAAAUUGUACGUAAACAAUCAAACUUGUUAUAAAAAAUGUUACUCGAGAUUAAAAUAACAUAAGAAAAUUGUUCAAUUUCAUAGUAUUUUGUAGGAUUAAAUUAUCUUUUAAAUACAUCAUACAUUUCACAUUAAAUAAAUUGGAAACAUUUAAUAAUAAAUGCUUAAUGUAAAAUCUCACAUAAAUAUGAUUUUCCUAUGAUCUCUUGAUAAAUGUAUAUGAGGUUUUACUGUAUGUAAUUUAAAAUGAAAAGUUACUAUCCAACAGUAACUAAUCAAAGUUAUUUUUUACUUAAUAGAAUUUAAAAUAUAUACUCCUAGUCCCAGAUCACAUUUACAGCUUUUACAGAUUACAAUUUUUCAUCAAAUUUACUAAAAUGCCAACAUGAAUUACAUUCCAGUGACUUGCAACAACUGCGGGUUGGAUAUCAUACCAUAGCUUUAAUUAAAUAAUCAAUUCUUAUUAGAAAAUUCAAAAUUUGAUAUGUAUUCUUCAAAUAGAAUCCAUUGGUUCAAUGGUUGCAGAAAUAUAAUAACAAUUGGAAGUAAGAAUAUAUAUUCAGAUCGUAUGAGUUGUUCUAAUAUAAAAUAUGAAUGGCCUUAUCCAUGAGUUUCAUUUUACCAAUUUAUAAAUAUAUUGAUUUAUAUAAAAAGUCAAUAAAUAGUUUUUAAUAUUAUUA